AUGUCCGAGUCAGAGCUGAGCCCGAAAUUCGCGCCGUUCUUCGGCAUGGCCGGCAUUGCGAGCGCCAUGAUAUUCGGCUGCAUGGGGGCGGCAUACGGCACCUCCAAGUCUGGCAUUGGCAUCGCGGGCGUGGGAACGUUUAGGCCAGAUCUGAUUAUGAAGUGCCUCAUCCCCGUGGUCAUGUCGGGAAUUAUCGCCGUCUAUGCGCUCGUUAUCUCCGUUUUGAUUGCGCAGGAUCUCCAGCCACCGUCGCAGGGGAGCUACAGCUUGUUUAACGGGUUCAUGCACCUUGCCUCUGGGCUGUCGGUUGGGUUGACAGGACUUGCAGCUGGGUACUGCAUCGGGGUUGUGGGAGACAAGGGAGUCAGGGCAUAUAUGUCCCAGUCCCGCGUUUAUGUCGGGAUGGUCCUCAUCCUUAUCUUCGGAGAGGUCCUCGGUCUCUACGGCCUUAUCGUGGCUCUCAUCCUCAACACCAAGAGCAAGGGUUAA
This is a messenger RNA of Phialemonium atrogriseum, 489 nucleotides long. RefSeq lists its product as uncharacterized. Gene Ontology annotation, molecular function: proton-transporting ATPase activity, rotational mechanism. Gene Ontology annotation, cellular component: membrane; proton-transporting V-type ATPase, V0 domain. The record is from RefSeq and is a predicted model, not a curated record. The coding region runs from base 1 to 489 and encodes 162 amino acids. Gene Ontology annotation, biological process: proton transmembrane transport. Lineage: Eukaryota; Fungi; Ascomycota; Sordariomycetes; Cephalothecales; Cephalothecaceae. The transcript has 6 exons.